This is a messenger RNA of Rotaria sp. Silwood2, 3798 nucleotides long. Lineage: Eukaryota; Metazoa; Rotifera; Eurotatoria; Philodinida; Philodinidae. The record is from the annotation of a GenBank genome assembly.
AUGUGUGAACUAAUUCCAAAAUUGACAAGUCCACCAUUAUUAUUUAUAGAAUUUCAAUUAUUAUCUGAUCAAAUACAAGAAUGUGAUAAUAUAAAUGAAAUGGCAAAGUUGCUACAAGAAUGUGGGCAUCUAUAUCCGAAAGUAUCCAGCGUUUACAAUUAUAUAUUAACAUUAUCAAUAACAACUGCAAUCAAUGAACGAAGUUUCAGCAAAAUGAAGAUAAUAAAGAAUUAUUUGAGGGUAACAUUGACGAAUGAGAAAUUAGAAUAUUUGCUACUAUGUUCAGUUGAACAUGAUAUACUCGAUAAACUUGAUGUAUCAAAACUUACCGAACAAUGGGUGGCGGCACUGGCUGAAACAAAAAUACCGGAUUCGGGUGUUUGCGUAGUAAAUGGAUAUACGUUCAUAUAUUCAGGUUCACCUUCUCAAUUAUUAUCAAAAUCUGCAUACGGGGCAGCUGUAUGUUUGGGUCCUGAAGCUACUAAUGCUUGGAAGAACUCAGGUGCUCAAUGGGAAGCAGUGAGUUCAAGACUUGUAACUGUACGUAUUGAAUGUCGACCUGUACCAAUCACCAUCAUAGCUGUUUAUGCACCCAUAAAUCCCUCGAAUGGAGUAAAAAAUGAUAUUGAAACUUGUGACGAGUUCUAUAAAAUUCUACAAGCAACAAUAGAUAAAACUCAUAAGAGUGAUAUGAUUAUGAUAAUGGGUGAUUUUAAUGCUCGUGUUGGGGUAGAACAGGCCAAUACAGCUGGAGGAACUGUCGGUAAGCAUGCUAUUGACAAACAAAAUCAAAACGGUCGUCGACUAGUCGAUUUCUGUUUAUUUAAUAGCUUUAUAGUUACUAACACAUUCUUUCCACAUAAAGCAGUCCAUCAAGGCACGUGGAUGCAUCCAAAAACAAAACAAUGGCACAUGUUAGAUUAUAUACUAGUCAAUCGUAAAUUUCGAUCUAGUGUACAAGAUGUACGAGCUCAUAGAGGUGCUACUGGCGGUAUUGGAACAGAUCAUCAUUUAUUACGUGCUAAAAUUCGGUUACAUUUGAAAUGUCGUAGAAAAGCAGAGAAAAAAUAUCGGUUAAGACUUGAUCAGUCAAAACUGGCAGAUGAUUGUUUACUCUCUGCUUUCCAAAUUGAAUUAGCGAAUGAAAUAAAAGCCAUUCGGCGCGAUAAUAAAACCUUAUCGGUGAAUGAAAAGUUCACAAAUUUUGUUAACAGUGUUCGAGAACGUGGUAGACACUACUUUGGAAACAAUAAAAGCAUUCAUAAAGGCGGAAAAGAAUGGUUCACACCAGAACUAAAGGAAAUUGUUGAUAAAAAGGCUAAAGCAUAUGUAGACUGGCAACUACAUCGCAGCACGACCAACGAGAAUAAAUAUAGAAACAGAUACCGAACGUUGGCAAAAAUAGUACAAAACAAAGUAUAUGCUAGACAACAUGAAUAUUGGGAGGAGUUAAGCAUAGACAUAGAAAACGCAGUCAAAGUACAUGAUCCAACAAGUGCUUUUCAAAUCAUUCGUAGACUGCGUGGAAAUGGACAAAGUAUAAAGCACAUACCAGUCCAGGAUAAGAACGGCUUAACAUUAACUAACAGUAAAGAUCAAUUGAAUAGAUGGAAAGAGUAUUUUGAUAAAAUGCUCAAUGUUGAUACAACAAUAAACGAACAAGUUUUACAACAAAUUCCAAGUCCUACAGUUGAUGAUGAUGAACUUUCUCGACAGGAUGCUGUGCCAACUCUUGAUGAGGUUGUAAAGGCGAUUGGACAAAUUAAAAAUAAAAAAGCUCCUGGAAAAGACGAUGUACCAGCGGAACUCCUAAAAGCGGGCGGUCAUUAUAUCGCUGAAUGGUUGCAUGAAAUUAUUCGCGAUGUAUGGGAACAGGAGGUUAUGGUAAAGGAAUGGACGGAAGCUAUUAUAAUACGACUAUACAAGAAUAAGGGAGAUAAACGAAUUUGUGACAACUAUCGAGGCAUAUCUUUACUAGAUGUUGCAGGGAAAAUCUUUGCCAGAAUCAUACUAAAUCGUAUUCAAGCUUCACUUGACAGAAAGCUGAUGGAGGAACAAGCAGGCUUUCGUUCUAGAAGAUCCACCAUGGAUCAGGUCUUCAUACUAAAAAUGGUCAUGGAAAGAUCAAGAGAGUUUAAUCAACCUCUGCACAUGUGCUUUAUUGAUCUAAAGAAAGCAUAUGAUUCUGUUAAUCGAAAAACACUUUGGCGAGUGUGUCGAGCAUAUGGGUUAUCACAAAAGAUAGUUCGAAUGUUACAACUGCUAUAUGAGGAUACAUCUGCUCAAAUUCGAAUUGAUGAUGAUGUUAGUGAAAGCUUUGUAAUGAAUACUGGUGUGAGACAAGGUUGUAUUCUCUCUCCAAUAUUGUUCAAUGUAUAUAUUGAUUAUAUCAUGAAACAAAUAAUUCAACAAGCUAACGUUCAGGGUGUCACGUUAUCAUACCGUCUUGGUGAUCUCUGGCUUUCUGGUAGAGGAAAUGGUAGUCAUAAUGUACAUCUAUUGACUUUAAUGUAUGCAGAUGAUAUUGUUGUCAUGUGCGACAGUCCAAAAAACUUAGAACAUUUUAUAAAAGUGUUCGAAAGAGUAACCAAUGAUUUUGGCCUAACUAUGAACAUUCAAAAAACAUGUACUAUGUCACUAAAGCAAUUCGAGAAAACAAUAGAAAAGAAUGAAACAGAAGGAAAAGAGAAAGAUGCUCCAUCAAAUAUCGUCAUUCAAGAUCAAAAUAUAGAAACUGUGAACAAUUUUAAUUAUCUUGGAUGUAAUAUAGCUAACGAUCAAACACAAGCUAAGGAAAUAGAAGUACGCUUAGGAAAAGCUUCUAACGCGUUUAACUCACUUCGUCGUGUUGUAUGGUACAGGAAAUGUAUAUCUAUUCAAGCAAAAGUUAGAAUAUUUAAGGCUUGUAUUCUACCUGUGUUGCUAUAUGGAAGUGAAAUAUGGUGCCUGAAAGUUGUCGAAGAACAACGGCUGAAUACAUUUUACAUGAAAUGUCUUCGAACGUUGUUAGGUGUGGGUCGUGGUGACAGAAUGAGGAAUGAUCUAAUUCUUGAGUUGACUGGUCAGCCAUCCUUAGAAAAGAUCUUGAGGAGAAAUAGACUAAGGUGGUUUGGUCAUGUCAACCGAAUGAACAACGAAGAAGAUCACCCAAUGUUGCCAAAAAAGGUCCUAUUCUCGUCUUUUGCUGAUGCUAAAAGACCUCCACACGGGGUCAAAUUAAGAUGGAAAGACAAAAUAGCUAAAGAUCUCACAAUGUGUGAGAUAAAAAAUUGGAGACGAGAAGUUCAAGAUAAGGAGAUGUGGCGUAAAACAAUUAAUAAAGAAGUUAAGUCCACAACAGUCCGAUCGGAUGCAGCACAUGUCAUACAUGAGCAUAAAGAAAGAGCAAAAAAACGUCGGGCAGAUGAAAGACUUCUUGAUUGUAAUAAAAAAAUGAAUACUCCUCCAAGUACAACAACAGUAAUAAAUGUAGAUGCAACAUGCUCAAUAUGUGGGCGAUCGUUUAAAAGCAAACGAGGUAUGAACAUACAUAAACGAGUAUGCAUACAAAAACAGUCAACGAAGGCAUCAACUGAUACCAAAACAAAUGAGAUGCAUCAACUAACGACAGCAUCAACAACAAACAAGAACACUACCAUAAAAAAUAUAAAAAUAAUAGAUCUAUUAAUAAAAAAAGAUAAAAACAAAUAUGUAUGUCCAAAUAGUAUGUGCCGGAAAAUACUAAAAGCACAAGGUGCAACAAUGCAUGUCAAAUCAUGUGCUAAAGCAUGGCUGAUUGAACAAGGAGUUCAGAUUUAA